UUGGUUAAAGAAAGCCGUUAGUCCCACCUCCAAGCUGUGAUUGGUUAACAGAACUGUCCGUCACCUGACCUCCCUGUUGCUGUGAUGGUGCCUGGAGUCCUCGCGCAUCACAUUCAGGCCAAUGACACGCACCGAGUUACAACAAACUGAAUGAUCCCGCAACGAAUACGCACAAUAAUUCAACGAGGCAACGCUUAAGAAAGGUAAACGAGAAUCCUUUAGUUUAGUCCCUACUGUUUAAAUUGGAGAUGUAAGGGCCACUAAAAAAGGCACGGAUUAGGAUCUCUGUACACGCUAAUCCCAGAAAGACGACUGUAGAGUGAGUCAGAAGCACCAAAGAUACACACCGAGGUGAACAAAUGAGAGGGAGUGGCUGUUUUCCAUGUGGGACCCCAUUUCUGAAUGAGCCACCAGGCAAAGAUGUUAAAUGAGAGGAAGCACCGUACAAGAAGCCAGGGCCACUGAGAGUAACGUGGAGCCUUGUUAUAGCAGCCAGGCAACAAUCACAGCACUCAUCGUUCUCAACGCUGAUCCGCGGUCUAUUUUUAUCACUGAGACAACGCACCAAUUAAUUCGGGCAUAUCUGAUGAUGUUCAGGGAGAUGCAGCACUGAGGGGAAGGAACAGCACUGUGAAGCAGACGACCCUAAACAUCUACUCCUUUAUACUUUGAUAUGUGUAUAAGCUUGGGUUGAGAUGUGGCGAUAAUGAGCUAAUUUUGGAAAUUGACGCAGACGUACAGGACAACAUGUGAAGGUGGUGCCUUAGUUCCAGGUCUCCUGCCAUGAGCUAAGCCCCCCAGUGGCCUGUGGCAGGAUGACUGCUGUGUGCCCGGCUGGGGGGGGCUCCGUCGGGGUCUCAGAAGUGGCCACGGGUCCCCAGCGUUAUGCCCGAUGGAGCCGACAAGACAGCUCCGACAUCUGUACGGAUGACGAGGGGACCCAGCCGCGCCGCCUCACCCCACUGGAGAAGCUCAAUCUGGACAUGUGCCAAGAUGAGAAGAUGGUGAGAGAGCUCACCGUGGGCCGCCGCAUCGGCUUCUACAAGAUACGUGGCGAGAUCGGCUGUGGAAACUUUUCCCAUGUCAAGCUGGGCAUCCACGCUCUGACGAAAGAAAUGCUUUUGGCUUCUUUCCUGACCCAAAGGCUGCUGUCCCGGGAGAUAUCAAGCAUGGAAAAGCUGCACCAUCCAAAUAUCAUCCGUCUGUAUGAGGUGGUGGAGACGCUGACCCGUCUGCACCUGGUCAUGGAGUACGCAAGUGGAGGAGAGCUCUACACGAAGAUCAGCACAGAGGGGAAGCUCUCCGACAUCGACAGCAAGAUUGUCUUCUCUCAGGUUCUCUCAGCUGUGAAGCAUAUGAAGACUGCUACAUUUGAUGUAAAACAAUGCAUCACCGCAGACCACAUUCGCAACAACCAAGGCAAAGACUGCAGGAGCUCCAUCACUGGAGUCUAUCGAAUCCUCUUACACCGCGCACAUAAACGACAAGCGGUUGAGAGCAUGCCAGUAGUUACUCAGAUAGUGAAUGGAACUGAUGCUAAAAAGGACCGUCUGAAGACAUACAGGAGCCUUAGGCAUACGUCUAAACUCUGCAUCAUUCUGUGAUGCUCAGAAAACAUAUAAAUAAUAAUGGACAGCUCACAGGAGCUAUAGUUCAGCUAGUUAUAUUUGAUAUACCUCUUUUGUUAUCUUUUUUCAAUUGAAAAUGAGAUCAGUGAAUGCCUCUAAUAAAGUAGUCUAUAUGAAUGAAUGGAAAGUAUGAACGUUUGCAAGUGAGUGAGUGCAAGACAUUUGUAAU
This is a messenger RNA of Sinocyclocheilus rhinocerous, 1797 nucleotides long. Its product is annotated as serine/threonine-protein kinase NIM1-like. Bases 816 to 1604 code for a protein of 262 amino acids. Gene Ontology annotation, biological process: microtubule cytoskeleton organization; intracellular signal transduction; protein phosphorylation. NCBI's taxonomy places the organism in Eukaryota, Metazoa, Chordata, Actinopteri, Cypriniformes, Cyprinidae. Gene Ontology annotation, molecular function: tau-protein kinase activity; ATP binding. The record is from RefSeq and is a predicted model, not a curated record. The transcript has 6 exons. Gene Ontology annotation, cellular component: cytoplasm.